Molecule: messenger RNA, 1481 nt
Organism: Danio aesculapii
Lineage: Eukaryota; Metazoa; Chordata; Actinopteri; Cypriniformes; Danionidae
Exons: 10
Coding region: 92-1114 (340 amino acids)
Cellular component (GO): membrane
Source: RefSeq, a predicted model, not a curated record
GAGACAAACUGAUCGAGAACAGACUUUGCCCUUCACAGCUCAUAACAGGAAACAAAGUGUGGCAGACAAAAGUUUUGUUGAAACACACGAGAUGAACAAGGAACAAGCUCCACCUCCGUACAACCCCUAUUACCCUCCGCAAUAUCCAAAUGCAACGCAAGGUAAUGCUGGGUAUCCACAAUAUCCAAAUGCAACGCAAGGUAAUGCUGGGUAUCCACAAUAUCCAAAUCCUACCCCAGGAAAUGCUGGGUAUCCACAAUAUCCAAAUGCAACACAAGGUAAUGCUGAGUAUCCGCAAUAUCCAAAUGCAACACACGGUAAUGCUGGGCAUCCACCAAUGGGCAUGAUGCCUCCCGCUGACAUGAUGCCCCCCACUGCUGAACAUGUCAAUAUGGGGAAUCCAGAUGACGCUCCUCCAGAAUACACCCUGGGCUUUGAGAACGAGAACUGCUUCUCAGAUGCUACCAUAAGAAGAGGUUUCAUAAGAAAAGUCUACUUGACACUGAUGGUUCAGCUACUGAUAACUGUUGGAAUCAUCUGUGCUUUCCUUUAUUGGGAGACACUCAGCGACUGGGUGAAAGACACAUACUGGUUUACCUACACCAUGAUGGGUGUUACAUUUGCUCUGGUUAUUGUGCUCGUAUGUUGUGGUGACAUACGCCGGAAAGUUCCUUUAAACUUCAUCUUCCUAGGACUGUUUACAAUUGCAGAAGGUUGUCUCCUUGGAUCAGUGGUAGUGUACUAUUCAGCAGAAGCGGUGCUUUGGGCAGUGGGUGCAACGGCUUUGGUGUCACUUGCAAUGAGUUUGUUUUCACUGCAGUCUAAAUGGGACUUCACAGCUGCUUCAGGAUGCAUCUGGGCAAUGAGCUGGACACUGUUUUCGUUUGCAUUGCUUUGCGCAAUUCUGAGAUCCCAGUAUUUGUACAUCUUUUAUGCAUCGCUGGCAACUUUGAUCUUCUCUGUGUACCUGGUGAUUGACACACAGCUCAUACUGGGAGGAAAGCACAAAUACAGCAUCAGUCCAGAAGAGUACAUCUUUGCUGCUUUGAACUUGUACAUUGAUAUUGUCACAAUAUUCUUAUUACUGCUUCAGUUAAUUGGGUUCUGUCGUUGAUAUGGUUUGUCAACAUCAUUACUGCUCUCGCAUUCAGCAUCAGGCUUGGGAUUUGUUAUACAUUUUACCUCAUUUUUUGUUGAAACAUGACUCCAUUGUUUCUGUAAAAUAUUCCAAGUCAAACAGAGUUUAAUUAGAACUUUUUAGAUAUGAUAAUAUACCUGUCUGUACAAAUGCUAUUAAAAAUAAUACAAUAAUUCUUAACUUAAGGCAAAUGUUUAGUUAGGUUUAAAAGUAUUAAAGAUAUUAAAAAUAUGCAGUAAGUUCUGUGUUUUGAGAUACAUUUUUACCUAAAUUAAAAAAACCAAAAAUGACUCCAUUGUGUAACUCAAUAAAAUGUUUGCUCCAAUCCCUUUGCUAUUUUGUA